Messenger RNA from Glarea lozoyensis ATCC 20868, 1191 nucleotides. Its product is annotated as S-adenosyl-L-methionine-dependent methyltransferase. Lineage: Eukaryota; Fungi; Ascomycota; Leotiomycetes; Helotiales; Helotiaceae. Gene Ontology annotation, molecular function: O-methyltransferase activity. The record is from RefSeq and is a predicted model, not a curated record. The transcript is spliced from 4 exons. The coding region runs from base 1 to 1191 and encodes 396 amino acids.
AUGAGCUCAACUUCUAGAAUUGUGGAAUUAUCAAACAUUAUCUCUACUAAUACCCAAAAGCUUGAUACCUAUCUUAAUUCUCUAAAUCAUGUCUUAUCCUUCGAAGAAAACGCACCAACAACACCUCUUCCCAAAGACUCUCCCGCAGAAUACCAAACAGCCCGUUUAGAACUUCUGGAAGCAACUCGAGAACUUCAACAGCUUAUAGGCGGCGUAGAAACAACAACCAUCUCGGCGAUCUCAAAGUUCAAAAUUGCUUCAAAUGUUCCUAUUAAUGGGGAGAUUUCGUUUGUGGAUCUGGCUGAGCGUUGUGAGCUUAAUGAACAUGAUCUUCGAAGGAUCGUAAGAUAUGCCAUCGUGCAUUACCGCAUCUUUAAGGAGCCUAGAAAGGGAAUUGUGGCUCACUCCGCUGCGUCGAGACGGCUGGCAGAGAGUGAUAUGAUGAAGUUUAUUGUUGGAUUGAGGGUUGAUGAGGUGUGGCCUGCGCAGAGUAGGGGUUUUGCACUGGCGAACAACACCGAUAAACCAUUCUACGAAUAUCUUGGAGAUUACCCCGAGCGUGCAAAGCGCUUCAGUGCAGUCAUGUCCAGCGCCGGCACAGCAGGACUUCAAGCUCUAGUCGACAACUUUGCAUGGUCAUCUCUUCCAGAAGGCUCAACCGUCGUCGAUCUUGGAGGCUCUCAAGGUCAUGUCAGCGCAUUCGUCGCCGCAGCUGUUCCCAAAGUCAAAUUUGUCGUUCAAGAUCUCCCAGAGGUAAUUACUGACGUCGAUGCUACAUACCAAAUUCCAGAGUCACUCAGAGACAGGGUGACACUUAUGGGCCAUAGCUUUUUUGAAGAGCAAUCUGUGAAAAAUAUAGAUGUUGUGCUGAUUCGCUAUAUAUUCCAUAAUUGGUCAGAUAAGUAUUGCACGCGGAUCUUGAAGAAUCUGAUUCCGGGUCUGAAAAAAGGCGCGAAAAUUGUGAUUCAAGAUCAUCUGAUGCCUGAACCUGGGAGUAUUUCUUUGGCUAAGGAGAGAGGUGUCCGGGAAAUGGACCUUCUCAUGCUCACUCUGUUUAAUUCCCGAGAGAGAGACGGUGAAGAUUGGAAAGAGCUCGUUGAAAAGGCAGAUCCAAGGUUUAAACUGGAAAGUGCGAAGCAGCAGGCGCCGGAUUCGCCUUCCGGAAUAAUCGUUGUGAACUGGGAAGGUUGA